Molecule: messenger RNA, 2403 nt
Organism: Daphnia pulicaria
Lineage: Eukaryota; Metazoa; Arthropoda; Branchiopoda; Diplostraca; Daphniidae
Product: angiotensin-converting enzyme-like
Exons: 14
Coding region: 1-2106 (701 amino acids)
Biological process (GO): proteolysis
Cellular component (GO): plasma membrane
Molecular function (GO): peptidyl-dipeptidase activity; metallopeptidase activity
Source: RefSeq, a predicted model, not a curated record
AUGGCUAUGCCAAGGCAUUGUUAUACUGUCACCAAGUUCCAAAACAGCAAGUCUAAAGCCUUGGAAAUGCAGUGUAAUACCCCCACCUAUGAAGAAUCCAGUUGUGAAAAACAAGUUUGGAAGGGUAAACCGGAAAAAUUGGAAACACAAGAAAAACCGGAAAAUUCAGAAUUAACGUUCGCUGGUGGUCAGUCGUCAGAAUGCGUUUCACUGCGUUUCACUGCGUUCGUCGUCAUUUGCUGCUGUGCCAGUUUUAAUUAUGCCCGUGAUCUCAAGACAGACCAACUGACUGGUGAGUAUGCGGUGCUACGGUCAAAAAGGACAAUCGUGGAAGACGAAGCCCUUGCUAGGGAAUAUCUGUCAGCCCACAAUGAUAAAUCUUCCGAAAUGUGUUACAAGACCAACGUUGCGGAGUGGAGAUUCGCUUCGGACAUCACCGACGAGAACGAACAACUCAAAUUGGAGCAAAGUUUAGUUGCCGCUCGUUUUGAGAAAGAAGCUUGGAAGAAUAUCACCAGUUUCAAUUGGAAACCGUUCACUGACCCCGAUUUGAAACGCAAAUUUAAACUCUUAUCUGUUUUGGGUCCUUCUGCCCUCCCAGAGGGUAAACUAACGCAGUACCGCAAAACAAUUGACGCCAUGGAGAAGAUUUACAGCACGGCCAAAAUCUGUUCCUUCACCAAUCCGGGCGAUUGCGGAAUAAAUCUCGACCCUGAAAUUACGGAGAAAAUGAGCAAAAGUCGCAACUUUGACGAGUUGAAACAUGUUUGGCAGCAGUGGCACGAACAGAGUGGCGGUAAAAUGCGGGAUCAUUAUGAAAAAUUCGUCGAACUCAGCAACGAAGCCGCUCGAAUGAAUAAUUUCAGCGACACGGGAGCUUAUUGGCUACGGAAUUAUGAGUCGGACACAUUCAAGGAAGAUAUCGAGGGACUGUGGCAGACCAUCAGACCGUUUUACCUUCAACUUCACGCCUACGUCCGGGCCAAACUCCGAGCUCAUUACGGAGAAGACAAGGUCCCCAAAAAUCAACCCAUACCCGCACAUCUUCUGGGCAACAUGUGGGGCCAAACGUGGGGCAAUAUCGACGACUUGGUUACGCCAUAUCCAGGGAAAACUUCAAUCGAUGUCACUCCUGAAAUGUUGAAGCAAGGCUACACCCCAAAGAAAAUGUUUGAAAUGUCGGAAGAAUUCUUCACCUCGAUGGGUUUGCUGCCGACUCCGCCCGAAUUUUGGAGCGGAUCCAUCAUCGAGAAACUGGUGGGUAAGGAAAUGGUGUGUCACGCUUCUGCUUGGGACUUUUGCAACGGCAAGGAUUUCAGGAUCAAGCAAUGCACCAAGGUCACCAUGGAGGACUUUAUUGUCGUCCAUCACGAAAUGGGACACAUCCAGUACUUUUUACAGUACAAAAAUCUUCCGCUAGUCUACAGGGAAGGAGCCAAUUCUGGUUUUCACGAAGCUGUAGGCGAUUCUCUAGCCCUCUCUGUCCAGACCACCAAACAUCUUAAGGAAAUAGGAUUAUUAGACAAAUCAACACCCCAAGAUCAGGAAGCGACCAUCAAUUACCUAUUGGCGACAGCUUUGGAAAAAAUCGCCUUUUUCCCAUUUGCGUACAUCAUGGACAAGUGGCGCUGGGAUGUGUUUGACGGGUCCGUUAAAUCGACCGAUUACAAUGGUCAUUGGUGGAAGCUUCGUGAGAAGUACCAAGGCAUCAGAUCGCCAGUAACAAGAUCCGAAAAUGAUUUCGAUCCCGGAGCAAAGUAUCACAUUGCAGCCAACGUCGAGUACAUUCGGUAUUUUGUGAGUUUCGUUAUCCAGUUCCAGUUUUACAAAUCCCUGUGCAUGACAGCCGGACAAUAUGAUCCCCACAAUCCAUCCCAACCACUUCACGAGUGCGACUUCUACAAGAACAAAGAAGCAGGAGCCAAAUUAGGAGCGAUGUUGGCUAUGGGAGCUUCCCGACCUUGGCCAGAAGCGAUGCGAGCCGUCACGGGACAAGAUCGCAUGGACGCCAGCGCUUUCCGUGAAUAUUUUAAGCCCCUGGAGGUGUGGCUGAUAGCCAAGAACAAGGAACUUGGCGAACCUGUCGGAUGGGAUUCAGAUCAGUAAUACUUGGUUAUGGAAACUGAGUUGAAAAUGUUACCCCAAAAAUCCGUUAACUGUUCACCUCAAUUGCAUUGACGUAUUAAGUAUUAAGCGUCACAUUUUGCAAAAUUUGAAGUGACCUAUGUAACCAAGUUUUUUUUUUACCGGAAUGUAUCGAUCUAAAAAGCAAACUGGUUUUGUUAAGAUGCCGGAAUAGAUUUUUAUUUGACAGGAUUUCUGUAUUGCGUUGUAAUAGAACUUUGUGUGGACAUCUGAACUUUGAAUUGGAGUGUCAUCCAAAUAAUAGACAGGUGAACUACA